UUAUUAUAUUAUUCAAAAUAUUGGGGUGAAAGUGAAAAUAUUCGUUCCCCUUCGUUUCAGUCUCGCAGGUCUUGCUUCAGUCUGCUGAUGUGAACACUGACGACUACAUCGGUAAAAAUCCCCUCUUUCGCCAUCCAAUAUUUCGUGUAAAAAGGUUUACGGGUGUUUCUCGUUUUCGAGCAGAUAGAAUGGAAUUACGCUUAUACUCGUGAUUUUGAGAAACUUUUUGCUAUUUGUUCGUAUGAUCUCCUGAGCCAAAAAAAAAAGCUUGUAUAUUCCACCCGAUCCUAAUUGUCGAUAACUAGGUGUUUUUCAGUUGAUCCAAGACUACCUUUAGCUAAAGAAACCGACUUUAUUUUUUCAAACAUGGAGCCCUUAUGGAAGCUCGUUUAUCUGCUCGAACCAUCUUCCGUCACCCUCAUUUUCACAGCUGUAGCAGUGUCGUACGCAUCUGCUACGAGAGCUUUAAAUUACGGAAAGGAAAUGGAGAGGAACCACGACCUAUCAGAAGCUUCCAUUACCUUAGAUAGAUCUCAAGCCCUAAUGAUUCCGAUAAUGAGUUCAUUCAGCUUACUCUUCAUGUUCUAUUUAUUUUCCUCCGUAUCUCAAAUCCUAACUGCUUUCACCGCAGUUGCCUCAGCAUCAGCCUUAUACUUUUGCUUCUCUCCAUACAUCGCCCAAAUCAAAUCGCAGUUCGGUUUGACCGACCCGUACAUAUCUCGGUGCUGUUCGAAGCCAUUCACACGGAUCCAAAGUCUUCUGUUGUUUCUUUGCGUUUCUUUAGUCUUAUCGUGGCUUGUAUCCGGGCAUUGGAUAUUGAACAACUUGUUGGGUAUCUCUCUUUGCAUUGCCUUUGUCAGCCAUGUGAGGCUUCCGAAUAUCAAGAUUUGCGCGAUGCUCCUCGCAUGCCUGUUUGUGUAUGACGUGUUUUGGGUCUUUUUCUCGGAGAGGUUUUUCGGGGCGAACGUUAUGGUUUCGGUUGCUACGCAGCAAGCGUCUAAUCCUGUGCAUACGGUGGCUAAUAGCUUGAGUCUACCUGGAUUGGAGAUGAUAACGAAGAAACUUGAGUUGCCUGUCAAGAUUGUUUUUCCGAGGAAUAUGUUGGGCGGUGCAGUGCCUGGAAAUAGUGUUUCUGAUUACAUGAUGCUUGGCCUUGGAGAUAUGGCUAUUCCUUCGAUGCUUUUAGCAUUGGUUCUCUGUUUCGAUAAUCGAAAAGUCCGGGAUUCCACAACUCCAUCGGAUGUUCUACAAUCUUCAAAAGGGUUCAAAUACUUUUGGCACGCCCUCUCUGGAUACGCUAUCGGUCUCUUCAUUGCCUUGGCAGCUGGCAUUUUGACGCGUUCACCUCAGCCAGCACUUCUUUAUCUGGUACCGUGUACAUUGGGGCCGAUAGUAGUGCUGUCUUGGAUGAAGAACGAUCUGGCUGAGUUGUGGGAAGGAAAUACGGUGAUUCAAAACGAGAAAGCCCAUCUGACCGGAGUAUAAGAAUUUACUGGGCGUAAUAUCUGAACAAAACUUAAUUAUCAAAAAUUAGGCCAUUUAUUAUGUUGGCAGCACUGGAUUAUGCAAGAACGUUUAUUUUUCUUGUACCUAAUCUAUAUAUUUUUAUUCUAUAAAAAAGGCUAGCUAUAUUUUGUUUGA
Molecule: messenger RNA, 1641 nt
Organism: Erythranthe guttata (spotted monkey flower)
Lineage: Eukaryota; Viridiplantae; Streptophyta; Magnoliopsida; Lamiales; Phrymaceae
Gene: SPPL1
Product: SIGNAL PEPTIDE PEPTIDASE-LIKE 1
Biological process (GO): membrane protein proteolysis
Cellular component (GO): Golgi-associated vesicle membrane; lumenal side of endoplasmic reticulum membrane; cytoplasmic side of endoplasmic reticulum membrane
Molecular function (GO): aspartic endopeptidase activity, intramembrane cleaving
Source: RefSeq, a predicted model, not a curated record